This is a messenger RNA of Poecilia latipinna (sailfin molly), 2278 nucleotides long. RefSeq names its product tumor protein p53 inducible nuclear protein 2b (gene tp53inp2b). The transcript is spliced from 4 exons. The record is from RefSeq and is a predicted model, not a curated record. The coding region runs from base 537 to 1499 and encodes 320 amino acids. Gene Ontology annotation, biological process: positive regulation of DNA-templated transcription; autophagosome assembly. Gene Ontology annotation, cellular component: nucleus; autophagosome. Lineage: Eukaryota; Metazoa; Chordata; Actinopteri; Cyprinodontiformes; Poeciliidae.
UGUUUUGUACGUUUCUACAUUCUGAUCCGAGGAUCAGCUGGAAGGCAGCAAUAAACAGGAAAAUCUGCAGCGAAGGAAACAAAAAGAGGGGAGGAGGAAGUAGCUGCAGAUGUUAUGAUCUGAAAACAGUGUAAUUUUUUUUUUUUUUUUACACGAAGCCCUUCUUCUAAGAAGAAAGCCUUUUAUUUUUGUAUAUUAGUGCUCCAACUACCUCACGUAAAGGCUAUAUCUAAAGCUAUGCUUUAAGAGUUGUCGUUUCUACUGUGUUUUGACACCUCGUUUACAACUUGAACUCAAAGGCAGGCCUUUGUUCCAAACCAAGUGAAACCUUACAUUUGCACUACAAAAGUCCCUCCUGCCUUGAUUUGUCAAUUUCAAGAUCAAGCACAGGGCUUUAAGUGGAAACAAGAACAUCAGGCAGACAAACAGCAUUACACAACAACUACAAAAAAGAAAAGGCAGCUACUGCAUAAAUUUUCUUUGUGGGAGAGCAUAUAGCACAUCACAGGCAUCAAAACUUGACGACACAAGCAGAAAUGUUUCAGCGUCUUAGCAACCUGUUGUUCGGCGAUGUGGAAGAGGUAGCAGCUGAUCUGAAGGGACCCAAUCCCUGUGUGACUGAGGCAGACGAAGAGGGAUGGAUGCUCGUCAACCUGGCUGACUCUGACUGCAUGAUGCAGGUAGAGGAUGAUGUGGGAACCCCACUGACUGCACAAGCAUCACCCGACAGUAAACUAGCAGAUCACCAAAACAUGCAAACAAGGACUGAAUGCCCAGCCUCCAUGCCCCGUCCGCCUCAUAAGCGUCGCAGGCCACAUAAAGGUCAGACACGGGGUCCAGCAGCACCUUCGGAGCCCCUGUCUUGUCCCAAUGCUAGUCCACCACACUUAGGUGCCACCACACCUGUGAGCCUCCCGAGACGGGCCAGACUGUCCACGCCCUCCUCCACCCCGUCAAUGUCUCCAGGCUCUGGGAGUGAGUGCGGGGAGAGUGGGGGUGCCAGUAGGUCAGGAUCAGAGAGAGGCUGCAUGGAUGAGAGCUGGUUUGUCACCCCUCCCCCCUGUUUCACUGCAGAGGGAGCCACAGCAGAGACCAGCCCCAUGGAGGACCUGCUCAUAGAGCACCCCAGCAUGUCUGUGUAUGUCUCCCCCAACAACCUGUCCAUGCUCUCCAGCAGCAACCUGUCUGUGGUGGGGGAGGAGAGCAUUGUCAGCCUGGCGAGCAGUGCGAGCAGAGUGACUGAACCAGCAGCUCCCCCAGCCACCCGCAGCACUAUGCCCACCAGGGUGAGCCGUGGAGCGGCUGCCCAGGCCGGGGCUUUGGCCAAGGUCACCCAAGUGGCCAGGGUCCAGCGUUACAAGGCUCGCAUGGAGCGCCGCCAUCUGAGCCGCAGCCACAUCCAACGCCAAAACCGUGUGAGGGAGCAGGUCCCUCGUCACGCUUCGCACGCCAGAAACACCUUCCUUCACCAGCCCAGCAAGCGCAACUUCUGUCACUGAGGUUACCAUCAAAAACGGGGGGCUUCGUUUAUGUCUGGAGGUAUUCGUUGUGCAGAACCCAACACAGUCAACAUGUGUCCACCCACAGCAUUUUUAGCUUCCAUUUCCAUACAUUACAUCAGGAUGAGUCACAGUCUGACUCAUCUUGGUCAUUUUUCAUCCAAUCUGCAGUUAGAAAGCAGUUGCUAAAUGUAGAUCUUUGUAGACGUUAUGAUUACCCCCUUAUUGUCCUCCAGAAUAAACAACAAAAAAACAAAAAAAAAAUAAGUACGUUUUCAAGCUUUAUCCAGUUAUAAUUUCUCAAAAUGGCAAUAGUUGAGUUUUAUUGAUUUAUAUGUCUUUCUAAAGACAUAUGAGUUUUAUUUUUCUUCAUUUAAAACCAUAAUACUGUGUAACCAUCAUAGAAAAUAAAAUAAGACUGAAACAGCCCUGUCUUUCAUACUCUGACUGGAGGAACACUCUUCAUAGCAGAUCUAUAAAAACAAACAUGAUCAUGAUUUUAAUUUGGUUAGCUUUGCUUACAAAAGGUCAAAGAAAAUACCGUUUGGCCAGAAGGAGAGAAAAAUCGACACAAGUUGGUUUCUCUGCAAAGUUGCUUUACUAAAAACAAGUGUGUUGCCAGAGGAAAUAAUUGAUUCUCUUCUCUGCCUCGUGAAGAAGGCCACAGCAUGUAGGAGACGGUGAGAGUAUGUGCAAAACAGACUAAAGAGUAAAAUGAAUCCCUCAGUAUAUGCUUUUUAAAAAACGUGGUGUAAUCCUCAGAGCAGCCAGUGAAAAUU